GUGGCGUCACAUCCGGUCAGGGCGGAAGUCCUCCCCUGGCCCACCGGGAAGUAGCUGAAGACAGGACGAUGGCAGUUCUGGAGGCCUCCCUCCAGGGCAGCCCGGAGGCCGUAGUGCCCCCGCGGUAGACCGGACCAGGGUGGCGGGCUCCGGACUCCGAGGGAUGGAGGGAUCUAAGACGUCCAGCAGCACCAUGCAGGUGAGCUUCGUGUGCCAGCGCUGCAGCCAGCCCCUAAAACUGGACACGAGCUUCAAGAUCCUGGACCGUGUCACCAUCCAGGAGCUCACAGCUCCAUUACUUGCCACAGCCCAGGUGAAAUCAGGAGAGACCCAGGAGGAAGAGGGUAACUCAGGAGAGGAGCCAUUUAUUGAAACUCGUCAGGAUGGUGUCUCUCGCAGAUUCAUCCCCCCAGCCAGUCUGUCCAGGCCAACCUUCGUGCUGAGUGCCCCUGUGGAAGACCAGCAUGGCCUUCCCUUGGGAGAGAGGAUGAUGUCUACGGAAAGUGCCAACAGCUUCACUCUGAUUGGGGAGGCAUCUGAUGGCGGAACCAUGGAGAACCUCAGCCGAAGAUUCCAGGUAACUGGGGACCUUUUUGACAUCAUGUCAGGCCAGACAGAUGUGGAUCACCCACUGUGUGAGGAAUGCACAGAUACUCUGUUAGACCAGCUGGACACUCAGCUCAACGUCACUGAAAAUGAGUGUCAGAACUACAAGCGCUGUUUGGAGAUCUUAGAGCAAAUGACUGAGGAUGACAGUGAACAGCUACAGAUGGAGCUAAAGGAGCUGGCAUUAGAGGAGGAGAGGCUGAUUCAGGAGCUGGAAGAUGUGGAAAAGAACCGUAAACUCGUGGCAGAAAAUCUCGAAAAGGUCCAGGCUGAAGCUGAGAGACUGGAUCAGGAGGAGGCUCAGUAUCAGAGGGAAUACAGUGAAUUUAAACGACAACAGCUGGAACUGGAUGAUGAGCUGAAGAGUGUAGAAAACCAGAUGCGUUAUGCCCAGAUGCAGCUGGACAAGCUGAAGAAAACCAACGUCUUUAAUGCAACCUUCCACAUUUGGCAUAGUGGACAAUUUGGCACAAUUAAUAACUUCAGACUGGGUCGCUUGCCCAGUGUUCCUGUGGAAUGGAAUGAGAUUAAUGCUGCUUGGGGCCAGACAGUUUUGCUGCUCCAUGCCCUGGCCAAUAAGAUGGGUCUGAAAUUUCAGAGGUAUCGACUUGUUCCCUAUGGAAACCAUUCUUACCUGGAGUCUCUGACAGACAAAUCUAAGGAGCUGCCAUUAUACUGUUCUGGGGGGUUGCGGUUUUUCUGGGACAACAAGUUUGAUCAUGCCAUGGUGGCUUUCCUGGACUGUGUGCAGCAGUUCAAAGAAGAGGUUGAGAAAGGCGAGACACGAUUUUGUCUUCCUUACAGGAUGGAUGUGGAAAAAGGCAAGAUUGAAGACACAGGAGGCAGCGGCGGCUCCUAUUCCAUCAAAACCCAGUUUAACUCUGAGGAACAGUGGACAAAAGCUCUCAAGUUCAUGCUGACGAAUCUUAAGUGGGGUCUUGCUUGGGUGUCCUCACAGUUUUAUAAUAAAUGACUUUCUGUUUUCCUUAGCGGGAUGUUUGCCUUAAAGGCUUUAAAUUUUGUUUUCUUUGAAAAGUUUUAAAUUAACUUUGGGUAUUAUUAAACACAUGUUUACAAUACCAAAAAGAAAAAAAAAGAAAAAAUCUACAAAAGCCACUUUAUUGUAAAA
Myotis daubentonii (Daubenton's bat) is the source of this 1735-nucleotide messenger RNA. RefSeq names its product beclin 1 (gene BECN1). Gene Ontology annotation, biological process: autophagosome assembly; late endosome to vacuole transport; mitophagy. Gene Ontology annotation, molecular function: phosphatidylinositol 3-kinase binding; protein-macromolecule adaptor activity. The record is from RefSeq and is a predicted model, not a curated record. Gene Ontology annotation, cellular component: phagophore assembly site; phosphatidylinositol 3-kinase complex, class III, type II; phosphatidylinositol 3-kinase complex, class III, type I. Lineage: Eukaryota; Metazoa; Chordata; Mammalia; Chiroptera; Vespertilionidae.